Messenger RNA from Mercurialis annua (annual mercury), 1149 nucleotides. Its product is annotated as transcription repressor OFP14-like. Lineage: Eukaryota; Viridiplantae; Streptophyta; Magnoliopsida; Malpighiales; Euphorbiaceae. Gene Ontology annotation, biological process: negative regulation of DNA-templated transcription. The record is from RefSeq and is a predicted model, not a curated record. The transcript has a single exon. The coding region runs from base 69 to 992 and encodes 307 amino acids.
UUCUGUUUUAGCCUCCAUUCAUUCAAAUUACAUAUAGAGAAUCAAGAAAAAAAUAACACAAAACAAAAAUGCCAGUAAAACUACAGAAAACUCUCCAAAACUGCCUCUCCAAGAUCAAAAACCCUAACCCUUCUUCCAAGAAAUGGAUGUUAUCAGUUUGCAAGCACCCGAAAACCCCGUCUUUUGCGUUUGAGCGUAGCCAUAGCCAUCGAAACGACGAUCAUGAUGACCAUCCAGAGGAUCAAGCUGCGACGCUAUCCGAUAUCGAUCGUUUUUUGGUGGAGAAUUUUAAGUCUCUAUAUAUCAAAAAUGAUGGUGAUGAUCAUGAUCAUGAAGAUCAAACCCGUCGCAAGAAGAAAAUUGGAGAAUCUAAUUAUUAUAAUAAAGAGAAUAAAAAAGAAGAAGAGUAUCAUCAUUUUCAAGUCACAAGUCCUGGUGAGAUUGUAUAUGAUGACUCUCCGAGGUUUGAUGAGCCACCGCUGCAUCUUUCCGGGUCCAACAGAUUCUUCUUCGCCCCCGGUUCGUCCAGUUCGCUGAUCGAGGAGGCCCGGUUGAGUCUAACAACUAGUCCUACUGCUACCGCUCCCACCACCUCAGAUGAAGAGGGGUCAAGAUCAAGAUCAAGAUCAAGUUCAACAAGAAGUUCCGGGGAUAAUACCGAUACUAAGAACGUCAAUGCUACAGUUCCGGACGACUAUAUAGCUGUAAAGACGUAUUCGAGGAGUCCAUCGGUUGAUUUCAGGAGGUCUAUGCAAGCUAUGAUAGAAGCAAGGUUGCAAGAAAAUGGUAAGGUAGACUGGGAUUUCAUGCAAGAAAUUUUAUUUUGUUUCUUGAAUUUGAAUGAGAAGAAGUCUCAUAAGUUCAUAUUAAGUGCCUUUGUUGAUCUUGUCGUCGGUCUACGUCAAAAUUCCGAUAAAGCGACGGCUCCGGCCAGACCACGGAGGAGGAACAGUUCUCGAAGUGGGAGGAGGAAAAUGAGGGAAGUUACGUAAGGUUUUGGUUAAGAGAGAAAUUUGAAAAAGAAUAAGGGUAGGUAUUAAACUGUUUUUUGGCCUUAUUCACUUAAGGGAUCACAUGCAAAAUGUAUUAUUUAAAUAUGUGGAUUAAUAAUUCCCAAAGAACAAAAAAUUGAGAUUUUUAUAUUUUUUU